CCUCCUCCCCUUCCCCCCCUCCCACCCCUCUCCACCACAUCACCUGCACACCACCAUGUCCACCGGCGACCUCUCGUACGAGACCCUCGACCACAUGUUCGACAACUCCGAGUACCAGGAGCUGUACACCCGCCUCGAAGCCGAGCUCACCAUCACCUCGGCGGCGCAGGCUGAGGCUGGCGAGUCGGACUCGGAGGAGGACGUGGAGCUGCUCUGGCGGUUUGCGCGGGUCUGCUACUCGAUGCACACCGAGAACAAGGCCGACAAGAAGGCGGCCGAGGCGUACCUGCGGCUGGCGAUCGACGCGGCCAAGCAGGGCAUGCGGCUCGACGAGGGCCACUUUGCGCCGCACAAGUGGUACGCCAUCGCACUCGGUGGGCUCGGCGGCUACGUCUCGACUAAGGAGAAGAUCGGGUAUGCGUACGAGAUCCGCGAGCACGCCGACAAGGCGCUCGAGCUCAAGCCCGGUGACUCGGCUACGCUGCAUCUCAUCGGCCGCUGGUGCUUUGACGUCGCCGGCAUCGGCUGGGCCACCCGCAAGAUCGCCUCCAUGCUCUUCGCCACCCCGCCCGAGUCGUCGUUUGACGAGGCGCUCACGUUCUUCGAGCAGGCCCGCGACGCCCUUCCCGACGACGCCAAGAACACCUUCCCGGAGAACGACUUGUUCAUCGGCAACACUCUGCUGAAGCUCUCCCGCAAGGCCGAUGCCCGCGCUGCCUUCCAGGCCGCCGUCGAUGCACCUAUCAAGGGCGCCGACGGCCAGCGCAUCCACGAUGAGGCCGCCAAGCAGCUUUAGUAUCCCGCGCACACUCGCACACAGGCCCGUGCGCGCUCACAUUGAAUCUGGCUGCGCCCUGCCAUGCUGCGUCGCAAGGAGCUCCUCUAGCCGCUGCCUCUCCCGCCGCAGCUGCGACUCCCUGUGCUCUGUCGCCGCCAGCUGCUGGCGUAAGGCCUCGCGCUCGGCCGUGGCCGCGCCGAUCUCUGCCUGAAGCGUGUUGAACGACGCCGAGCGUGGUGGUGGUGCGCAGCCAGCGACCACUUUGUGCUUCUUCCGUCGCCGCCGUGCUUGGAGCUGGCUGGCUUUGACGGCUCGCUUCGCCUUGCAGGCCUUGGCUUUUGCCGCGCCGAUCACGCGGUGCGCAACAAGCGAACGGUCGGCGCACGCCCAAACACUCGCGACUGCCUCGCCGGGAAUCAGGCGAGUAAGCGACUCAAUGUGGUGGCUGUACGUCAUUUGGCGGUCGGCAAUGGCAGCGAUGUGGGUGACUGUGGCACCAAGCGCGGUGUCAUCGUCUCCAACACCCGCCUC
This is a messenger RNA of Thecamonas trahens ATCC 50062, 1309 nucleotides long. RefSeq lists its product as uncharacterized. Gene Ontology annotation, cellular component: cytoplasm; spindle microtubule; mitotic spindle pole. The coding region runs from base 56 to 796 and encodes 246 amino acids. Gene Ontology annotation, molecular function: microtubule binding. NCBI's taxonomy places the organism in Eukaryota, Apusomonadida, Apusomonadidae. The transcript is spliced from 2 exons. The record is from RefSeq and is a predicted model, not a curated record.